UAAUAAACACACGUUGAAGUUAUCAAGAGAGCAAUGAUGGACACGAAAGUCAGUGACUGAAUCCCCCAUUCCUUAACCUUCCUUCUUCGCUCCCCUGUCUUCUUCAAAUUAUUUGGCACCAUUAAUUUUUCUUCAGUUUCCCCUUAUAAAUAAUCAUAUUCAUAGCUUUUUCUUCAAGAUUACGUGAACCCUUGAUUCAAGCCAGCCUCCACAAAUCUCUCUUUUCCAAUUCCUUCUCUUUUCUUCUUUCUUUCAACCCUUUCUUACACCCUUCAAUCAACUAACCUACUACUCGAUUUCUUCGAUUAUGGCUUCCCUUAACUCAAUUUCCCCUUCUCAAUCUCUUUUCAACAAAACCCUUUUCAUAAUUCCUAAUUCUUUUUCGAACCCCAAUUUGGAUUCCUGUUUCUUAUCCAACAAAAGGGUUUCUAUUUCCCUUCGAUUUCAGAAGAACCCUGUUGGGAUUUCAACUGGUCGAAUGAAGAAUGUGCCGUUCGUUUCAGCUACUACGGCUGAGAAGCCGAAGAAGCGAUACCCUGGUGAAUCAAAAGGGUUUGUUGAGGAGAUGAGGUUUGUGGCUAUGAAAUUGCACACUAGGGAUCAAGCUAAAGAGGGUGAGAAAGUUACUAAAGAGCCCCAAGAAGGGCCUGUUUCUAAAUGGGAACCGACUGUUGAAGGGUAUUUGAAGUUUCUUGUGGAUAGCAAACUUGUUUAUGAUACACUGGAUAGAAUCAUUGCCAAGGCUGUGUUUCCUUCCUAUGCAGAGUUCAGUAACACAGGAUUGGAAAGGUCUGAACCAUUGGCAAAAGAUUUGGAGUGGUUCAAAGAGCAAGGCUAUGUCAUUCCAGAACCUUCUUCUCCUGGAGUCACCUAUGCUCGUUAUCUUGAAGAGCUAUCAGAAAAGGAUCCUCAAGCAUUUAUUUGCCAUUUCUAUAAUAUAUACUUUGCCCACACUGCUGGUGGUCGGAUGAUUGGGCGAAAGGUAGCAGAAAAGAUACUCGACAACAAGGAGUUAGAAUUUUAUAAAUGGGAUGGUGACCUUUCCGAAAUGUUGCAGAAUGUAAGGGAGAAGCUGAACAAAGUCGCCGAAAGCUGGAGUAGGGAGGAGAAGAACCAUUGCCUGGAGGAAACUGAGAAAUCCUUUAAGCACUCGGGAGAAAUUCUCCGUUUGAUAUUGUCGUGAUGACAAUAAUGGCAACGACAACAACAAACAUACUAUGAUGCUUGGUUGUCUUAUGAUAAUAGUUAUGUUAUUUUUCUUUUGUACAGCUCUAAUGGGUUAUGCCCACCAUCUCUGUCAAGGCUUAAAUUCUUAGAUUCCCUUGUUGGAACUUCAACUCUUAUUUAAGGAACAAAGUAUCCGUUUGUAAACUCUUGAAAGUUAUAUCCUGAAAGGGAUAUUCAAGUGUAUUUUACAGGAAUCAAUUUGCCUAUUAUUUUACUACAA
Messenger RNA from Benincasa hispida (wax gourd), 1447 nucleotides. RefSeq names its product heme oxygenase 1, chloroplastic-like. Gene Ontology annotation, biological process: heme oxidation; phytochromobilin biosynthetic process. The record is from RefSeq and is a predicted model, not a curated record. Lineage: Eukaryota; Viridiplantae; Streptophyta; Magnoliopsida; Cucurbitales; Cucurbitaceae. Gene Ontology annotation, molecular function: heme oxygenase (decyclizing) activity.